AUGUUCGCAAAGACUGUCACAUCGUUUAUGAUUCUUGCUGCUGCUGCCUCGGCGCACAUGCAAAUCAACUACCCUUGCCCCCGUUUCUCGCCUCACUGCGCAACCACUCCGGAACUUCCUCCUGGCGAGUCUCUCAACUACAAUUUGGCCAGCCCAAUCGGCUCUGGCGGUGAUAUUCUCGCUCCUCUGUGCCACUCGCAGACCGCCUGGCCUCAGGUCAACGAGAAGUGGACUGCCGGUCAGUCCAUCACCGUCAAGUUCGCUCAAGGAGGUGCUGCUCACGGCGGUGGCCACUGCGAGUUCUCGCUGUCGUACGAUGGCGGCAAGACCUUUGUCGUCGUCCACCAGGAACUGAAGUACUGCUUUGUUGGCAGUGCUUCGUCUAGCAACACCGCAAACACUCUUAGCUACACCUUCAACCUGCCUUCGGAUCUGCCUAGCACCGAUCACGCUGUGUUUGCCUGGUCGUGGGUUAAUGCUGUCGGUAACCGCGAGUUCUACAUGGAUUGUGCUGAUGUCUCAAUCUCAGGAUCCUCAAAGUCGUUCACAGGCAAGGAGAUGACGAUUGCCAACUAUGGCUCCAACUACCCUACCAUUGGCGAGUUCAAUGGCAACUACGACACUGGCCUCGAUGUCUACAGCAAGGCUAAGCAGAUCACCGUCACUGGAAAUGGCUCGUCAUCUAGUUCGUCUAGUUCGUCUGGUUCGUCGUCCUCUGCCGCUCCAGCUUCUACCUCUGCUGCCCCAAUCACUACUGUCAACGAGAAGUGGACUGCCGGUCAGUCCAUCACCGUCAAGUUCGCUCAAGGAGGUGCUGCUCACGGCGGUGGCCACUGCGAGUUCUCGCUGUCGUACGAUGGCGGCAAGACCUUUGUCGUCAUCCACCAGGAACUGAAGUACUGCUUUGUUGGCAGUGCUUCAUCCAGCAACACCGCAAACACUCUUAGCUACACCUUCAACCUGCCUUCGGAUCUGCCUAGCACCGAUCACGCUGUGUUUGCCUGGUCGUGGGUUAAUGCUGUUGGCAACCGCGAGUUCUACAUGGAUUGUGCUGAUGUCUCAAUCUCAGGAUCCUCAAAGUCGUUCACAGGCAAGGAGAUGACGAUUGCCAACUAUGGCUCCAACUACCCUACCCAUUGGCGAGCUAAGCAGAUCACCGUCACUGGAAAUGGCUCGUCGUCAGGCUCGUCAGGUGCUUCGAGCCUCGCCAGCAUCGUAUACUGCUUCGACUGCUUCGACUGCUUCGACUGCUUCUACCCCGAUUGA
This is a messenger RNA of Linderina pennispora, 1266 nucleotides long. RefSeq lists its product as uncharacterized. Bases 1 to 1266 code for a protein of 421 amino acids. NCBI's taxonomy places the organism in Eukaryota, Fungi, Kickxellomycota, Kickxellomycetes, Kickxellales, Kickxellaceae. The record is from RefSeq and is a predicted model, not a curated record. The transcript has 4 exons.